AGUCAUAAUUUGAGACUAAAUUUUUAUAGAAGUGUUGGACCUAACAGCAGCUUCUCCAAUCUUGACACUUUUCCUCCCUACGGACAUCAUCUGAGCCUCUACCUGAGUCACUUUUGCCUAUCAAUUGAGAUACAGAUGGACAACAUGUUAUUGUAUUGUUACAAUUUUUUUAUAGAAUUGGAAUGGCUACAUUGGGCUAAAUUGAAAUCUCAGGUUGGCUAUUUUAGUUCUCUUGAACCUGGCAAGCCUGCAUUCUCAAGUAAGUUCUGAAACGGCGGGAAACCCCUUCGAGAAAUUGCGUGGCCUUCUCCUUUGCUAUCGAAAGGAUUCAUGGCGGAUUAACCCGUUGUCCGGUUCGGAUUCCCGCGCCAUGGAUCGAAAGAUACGACCUGGACAGGCGGUGUGGGCCCGUCGCCACGCGGGGGCCGUUUGGUGGCCGGCCCACGGUCUCAGCUCAACUUCCCGCCGAAGAUACUCGGUUCAAUUUCAGGGUCAAGCUCAACCUUGUUACGUUUCAGCCGGGGAUGUGGUGCCCAUGACGGCCCAAGCCUUGAAUUUCAGGUCACGAGCGUGUCGGGAGGCGUGGCAGGCGGUUUACCCGGACGUGAUGGAGAAUCCACGGGUGGUUUUGAGGCCAUUGAAGGUUGAGGCGGGAUCGGAGGGGGGGACGAAGGCCGCGGAAGAGUCGAAUCCCGUUUGGCGGGAAGUGACUCGAACCUUUUUGGACGCCGUCGUCCAGGACGAAUCCCAAGAGGACAAAGAGAAUGAGCUGAAGGUCGACCCGCGGCGGGUCCAGAGAUCAAGUAUCUUGGCCCAAUGGGGACGGGCCCAACGCUCACCUUUGGCCGAGAUCACGCCCAAAAUCGAACGAUUUAGUGACGACAAAGAGAAUGUUGGCACCAUUUUGGCCGCUCAGAGCCUUGAGAAAGGCCCGUUGUCGGAAUAUGAACGGAUUCGAUUGCGAAAUAUCGCUGAGCGUCGCGAAAUGUUUCAGGCUUUGCAAAUGGAGUUUGCCCAAUUAAAACAUUCCAUACAACCCGCCCGACGGAUUGUGACUACUGCCCCGCGACGAUUUAAGCCUUAUGUGACACGCCCCGAACCGCCCACCACUCGUCGUCGCUCGGGUUUAGGAUCGAGUGGAAAUUCCGAGUCGGGUCAAUCCCGAAGUGGCACACCCGAAUCCGAUUGGGAUCUGGAGGUGUUGGAGAGAGCUUGUCCACGCCGACGAUCCCAACCUCGAGCGGCUUGUCCGGACCGGUGGGGCUUUAAUCCCAACGAAUCCGUUAUGCCACCCGAAGACGUGACGCCGGCCAUGUUGGCCGGGGUCACCUUCCAUGUGAGCCAAAAGGUAUAUGGAAAUCAAGGGACCACUUGCCAUCAAUGCCGACAGAAGACAUUGGAUGUCAAGACGAUUUGUCGCUCCGGGCGAUGUCAGGGUGCGCGGGGCAUGUUUUGUGGCGUAUGCUUGAACAAUCGUUAUGGUGAGGAUGCCCGUGUGGCUUUGAAGGAUCCGAACUGGAUGUGCCCGCCUUGUCUUGAUGUGUGUAACUGUUCCAUUUGUCGCAACCGUCUUGGCAAAGGAGCCACCGGUCCCAUUACCUAUUUAGCCCAAUCGAAAGGCUUCACCAACGUCAAGGAUUACUUGGCCUCCUUGACCCAAUCUCGUGGUUGUGAUGAAUUCGAUGAAGACUGAUUGAAGCCUCGACAAUGCAAUUUUUUUUUUAUUUAUUGGCACAGUUCCAUUGUGACUGUUCCAAACCUGGGGAAACACUCCUACGCUUACUUUGUAUAUAGUCGCUCAUCCCAAAAUGUUGGGCAUCUUAUUAAAGAUAUAAUGCUAAAAUCUGACCCGCAUAUCCUAACACAAUUUCUUUGUUUAUUAUGAAUGCUCAAAAACAUGUCCAUUUCAUUGGUUUACUACAAUGUCGUGAUUAUGAAAUAUAUAUCUCGGCUCCUUCCAUGA
Messenger RNA from Tigriopus californicus, 1963 nucleotides. Its product is annotated as cell division cycle-associated protein 7-like. The coding region runs from base 371 to 1693 and encodes 440 amino acids. Gene Ontology annotation, biological process: regulation of DNA-templated transcription. NCBI's taxonomy places the organism in Eukaryota, Metazoa, Arthropoda, Copepoda, Harpacticoida, Harpacticidae. The record is from RefSeq and is a predicted model, not a curated record. Gene Ontology annotation, cellular component: nucleus. The transcript has 2 exons.